Messenger RNA from Plenodomus lingam JN3, 1236 nucleotides. Its product is annotated as Glycerol-3-phosphate dehydrogenase [NAD(+)]. Gene Ontology annotation, cellular component: cytosol; nucleus; glycerol-3-phosphate dehydrogenase (FAD) complex. Gene Ontology annotation, biological process: glycerol-3-phosphate catabolic process; carbohydrate metabolic process. The record is from RefSeq and is a predicted model, not a curated record. Gene Ontology annotation, molecular function: glycerol-3-phosphate dehydrogenase [NAD(P)+] activity; NAD binding. Lineage: Eukaryota; Fungi; Ascomycota; Dothideomycetes; Pleosporales; Leptosphaeriaceae.
AUGGCGACGCUCAGUGCUGGGCGUAAGCACAAGGUGACCGUGGUCGGCUCAGGCAAUUGGGGCACCACGAUGGCCAAGCUUGUUGCGGAAAAUGUCAAGGAAAACCCAGGUCUAUUCGAGGAACAUGUACAAAUGUGGGUGUAUGAGGAGGAGGUGACCAUACCCAAGGAGUCGCAGCACUACAAUGGCUCAGAUCAGCCUCAAAAACUGUCUGAGCUCAUCAACAAAGUCCACGAGAACGUCAAAUACCUGCCCAACAUUACACUGCCUCCCAACGUCAUUGCCAAUCCCGACCUCCCUGACUCCUGCAAAAACUCCACAAUACUCAUCUUUGUACUCCCACAUCAGUUUAUUGCCCGAAGCAGCCAGCAACUGGUUGGCAAGAUUCUCCCAUAUGCACGGGCGAUUUGCUGCACAAAGGGUGUGGAUGUCAGCGAAAAGGGUAUCCGGUUGAUGUCGGAGACGAUUGGCAUGACUCUGAACAUCUACUGUGGUGCCUUAUCAGGAGCCAACAUUGCUUCCGAGAUUGCCCAGGAAAAGUACUCGGAGACAACGGUUGCCUAUGACCCUCCGCCCAUGGAUUCGCGCAACCCUACACCCAGCGGUUCGCCAAACGCUUCGCAGGUUGACCUCAUCAAUCCUAGCAAGGUCAAUCCUGGCCCAAGAUCAGCGCAUCUUACGCCUCUGCCAACCGAGUAUCCGGCUCUCUCGCACGAGAAUGUUCGCAAGCUCUUCCAUCGCCCCUACUUCCACGUACAUUUGGUCAAUGAUGUCGCCGGUGUCUCGCUAGGGGGGGCUUUGAAGAACAUCAUCGCCCUGGCUGCUGGUUUCGUAGAUGGACUAGGAUGGGGCGACAAUGCCAAAGCCGCCGUCAUGCGUGUUGGUAUCCUGGAGAUGGUCAAGUUUGGAAAAGCCUUCUUUGGCGAGAGCGCACGCACAAGCACUUUCACAGAGGAGAGCUGCGGUGUCGCAGAUGUCGUUACUUCAUGCAUGGGUGGCCGCAACUUUCGUUGCGCCAAGAUGGCUAUUGAGCGAGGCAAGACCAUCUACGAGAUUGAGCAGUCUGAGCUCAAUGGCCAGAAGCUACAAGGUACGAGCACCGCCUACGAAGUCAAUGAGUUUCUGAAAGCCCAGGGCAUGGAAAAGGACUUUCCCUUGUUCACGGCGGUUUACAACAUUCUAGAGGGCAAGAACAAGCCAGAGGAUAUACCUGACCUUAUUGAGAAGAAGUACUAG